This is a messenger RNA of Epinephelus fuscoguttatus (brown-marbled grouper), 2386 nucleotides long. RefSeq lists its product as uncharacterized. The coding region runs from base 1 to 1308 and encodes 435 amino acids. Lineage: Eukaryota; Metazoa; Chordata; Actinopteri; Perciformes; Serranidae. The record is from RefSeq and is a predicted model, not a curated record. The transcript is spliced from 7 exons.
AUGGUUGGAUCACAGCAGCAAGCCAAGAGGCCAGGCAGUUGCAAUGAUGCUUUUGAAGAACAGAGAGGAAGGAAGAGAAGAAAGCAAGAGAAUUCAGGAGGAAUGAGGAAGAGAGAUAGGGAUUGCAAGACACAUCAUGUCGUGAAAGAGAACUUGGGCUCAUUUGAAAAAUGCUCACUUUGCCGUGGGCCAUUUUCUUCAUUGAAGUGGUGGGGGCUAAGAUGUGAAGUUUGUACCACUGUAUGGCAUACAUACUGCUUUCACUCCAAAGACAAAAGACAAAAGACUUCGCCUAUGGCUCCAACAGUCGAGAAACCUGUUCUCCACACACCAGUCCUCUCUCCAGCCACAAGUCACACACCAGUCAUGUCUCCGUCUACAGGCCACACACCAGUUGUGUCUCCGUCUACAGGCCACACACCAGUCGUGUCUCCGUCUACAGGCCACACACCAUUCCUCUCCUCCACAGUGCUUCCUGAAGAGCCUAUGGCUCCAACUACUGUCGAGAAACCUGUUCUCCACACACCAGUCCUCUCUCCAGCCACAAGUCACACACCAGUCGUGUCUCCGUCUACAGGCCACACACCAUUCCUCUCCUCCACAGUGCUUCCUGAAGAGAAUGAAAGUGACUUCAGUGAAGAGGAGGCAUCGGAUGAUGUGUGUGAUCCAGAAUACGUUCCAGGCUCAGAAAGUGACACAGAAGAUGAGGAACCAAUAAAAGGCUUGGCGAAUUCAACAUGCCAGGUUGCUGAAGAAUCACUAAUGGAUACUUCUAUGAACUGUACUGUCACAGAUGACACCCUUGACAUUGGACAAUCUUGCACCAACACAGUACCUUCAACCAGUGUUGUAAGAGCAGGACAAAAUUUCUGCUUCAUUUGCAAGGAUUUUCAUUUCAAAAUAGCGCGGCAUUUCAAAACUCACAUAAAAGACAAUUCUGAUAUAGCAUAUGCCCUCAGUCUCCCAGCAGGCUCAGCAACUAGGAAGAAGCUCCUAGAGAAUCUUCGCAACAGGGGAAACUUCGAGUACAACAGAGAUGUACUGAAAAAAGGAAGUGGUCAGCUUAAAGUGAAGCGCAAAGCUAAGAAGGUUGAAUGUAAAAAAUAUGAAUAUUGUAUCCAUUGUAAGGGUAUGUUUUUGCGACCGGAACUAUGGAGACAUAUGAAAAGGUGCUCCUCCAAAGCAGAGGAACAGGAACAUCAAGGAAGAAAAAGGGUGCUUGGCCUAGCAUCUGCAAUCCAGUCAGCAUGUUCAAGCACAGUUAAUGACGGGGUGCUUAAAAUGUUAAGCCGUAUGCAUGGACGAUGACAUUGCAAGUGUUAUUCGUAAUGACUUCUGCCUUCUUCGGUAUGCUGACACCCUUUUCAGAAAACAUGGACAUGACCCUUCAAAACAUGAUUAUAUCCGCCAAAAAAUCCGUCAGCUGGGAAGAUUCCUGCAAACCAUCCGCAAAAGGUCUUCAAUCCUAACCUUAGAGGAUGCCAUAAAACCAGGAAAUUUCAUGGAAGUAAUUGAAGCAGUAAAAGAAACAGCAGGAUUUGAUAAAGAUAAGAACUGUUACAAAACUCCAAGCCUUGCACUUAAAAUUGGACACUCACUGUUGAAAGUGAGUGACAUCAUUCAUUGUCAUGCUCUUAUGGCUGGAGAUGACAACUUGAUUAAAUCCUCAAAAGCUUUUCAGAAGCUAUAUACUGCAAAGUGGUCGGAGUACAUAUCCCACUGUGCCUUAAGCACCAUUAGUGACUUGAAAUAUAACAAAGCAGCCAAAUUACCGCUCACUGAUGAUGUGACAAAAUUUAACAAGCAUCUUGACAAAACUGCUGAAUCAGCAACUGCUGCAUUGACGAAGGACACAACAGUGCAGAACUACUCCAGCCUUGCAAAAGCUGCAUUGACCAAGAUUGUCCUCUUCAAUAGAAGACGUGUUGGGGAGGUUUCAAAGAUAAAACUGAGGAAUUUUCUGGAAAGAAACAAAGAAACGAACACCCUUGAUGAACUGGGGCUGUCAGAGUCUGAAAAGAAACUCUGCAACUAUUUUGAGCGUGUUGAACUGAAAGGAAAAAGGGACAGAAAGGUAGCAGUGCUGCUGACACCUGAGAUGGUAAAUGCACUCAACCUUUUGAUUGAGAAGAGGAAGGAAUGUGGUGUCCCAGACCAAAAUGAAUACUUGUUUGCUGUACCAAAUUGUCUGACUUACUACAGAGGACAUCAGUGUCUCAGACAGCUCGCAGAUGAGUGUGGUGCCAAGAGGCCAGAGUAUCUACGAUCAACUCAACUGCGCAAAGACAUAGCGACCACAUCACAAAUCCUGAACUUGAAGAGCAACGAACUAGAUCAGCUUGCUGAUUUCAUGGGGCACGAUAUAUCAGUACAUAGACAGUUCUAC